UGUUAAAGUGCGCCGUUGAGGUUGUCUGUGUCUGUAAGGAGGCAGCUGUAGUCGCCCCUAAAUCCUGAGCGGGGGCAGAAUGGAUGCGGCUACUCUCACGUACGAUACUCUCAGGUUCGAGUAUGAAGACUUCCCAGAGACCAAAGAACCUGUUUGGAUCUUGGGGAGAAAAUAUAGUGUAUUAACAGAGAAAGAAGAGAUCCUGUUAGACGUAACCUCUCGUCUUUGGUUCACAUACAGAAAAUGCUUUCCAGCAAUUGGGGGGACAGGUCCUACAUCCGACACUGGUUGGGGCUGCAUGUUAAGGUGUGGUCAGAUGAUCUUUGCUCAGGCCUUGGUCUGCAGGCACUUAGGCAGAGAUUGGAGGUGGGUGAAAGGGAAGAAGCAAACAGAAAACUAUUACAAUGUUCUAAAUGCCUUCAUUGACAAAAAAGAUAGCUACUACUCAAUCCACCAAAUAGCCCAGAUGGGAGUUGGAGAGGGAAAAUCCAUAGGCCAGUGGUAUGGACCAAACACAGUUGCACAAGUACUCAAAAAACUUGCCACUUUCGAUGCAUGGAGCUCCUUGGCAGUGCACAUAGCCAUGGACAAUACUGUUGUGAUGGAGGAAAUUAGAAGGUUAUGCAAGCUGAGCUGUCCAUGUCCUGGGGCGUCAGCUUUUCCUGCUGCAGAAUCGGACUUACUUUCCAACGGGUAUCCAGAUGGUGCAGAAUGUACAGACAAGCGAUUGCUCUGGAAACCAUUAGUGCUGCUGAUACCUCUUCGCCUUGGGCUCACAGACAUCAAUGAAGCGUAUAUUGAAACACUGAAGCAAUGUUUUAUGAUGCCUCAGUCCUUAGGAGUCAUUGGAGGAAAACCUAAUAGUGCUCAUUAUUUCAUUGGAUAUGUAGGUGAAGAAUUGAUUUAUCUUGACCCACACACUACUCAGCCUUCAGUGGAACCCAUGGACAGUUGCCACAUCCCUGAUGAAAGUUUUCACUGUCAGCAUCCACCCUGCAGAAUGAGCAUCGCAGAGCUUGAUCCUUCUAUUGCAGUGGGCUUCUUCUGCGACAAAGAGGAAGACUUCAAUGACUGGUGCCAGCAAAUAAAGAAGUUGUUACUGAUCAGAGGAGCCCUACCAAUGUUUGAACUGGUGGAACAUCAGCCUUCACACUUCUCUAGCCCUGAUGUUUUGAAUCUUACUCCAGAUUCUUCUGAUGCAGAUAGACUGGAAAGAUUCUUUGAUUCAGAGGAUGAAGAUUUUGAAAUCUUAUCUCUUUAAAAAACAAUAAGAGGCUAACUCUGCCAAUUUGUGUUGUGGGGGGAGGGGAGCUCCUUGAAGAGCCUAGGGCUACCAGCUUUCAUAGGUUUGUUGACAUCUCCGUCUCCCAUCCACCCCAGCAUUCUGUGCAGCCUUGGAGCAGAGUGGAUUUUUUGCAGUGGGGUCAAGAAACGGGUCAUCAUUAAGGCCUUAAUAGAUUAGUCAGGCUUUCUCCAUGCAAGAGUACCUGCAGGAAAUGGAUGCAGCGUUUCCUAGGAGCUGAAGAUUAUUUUUAUGUUAGUAAGCCCAAAGGGUGAGCAAGAAUAACAAAAGCCCUUCUAGGUGCUUCGGUUCUUACAAGUUCUCUCAAUUAUUAGGGAAAACUUAAACACGUUUGCUUCUGUCUCCCUUUUUGUAGGUUUGAUGUGGAAACCAGCAUAAAAUGCAGGCACUUGUCCAAUAGCUGUCUUUUUAGACCAGCAGAACAUGUUCUGUGUCAGUUGGGGGGGGGUACAAGCUCUCACUAGAUGAAAUACAUCAAAUGUUACUGCUCAUGCUUUAUCUCAAAUACAGUGCUUCCAUGGAGACAUAAUACUGCUUUUGAGUCCCAAAAUUGUCCUUUGUUAAAAACUCUCAUACCUCUGCCCAGUGGUGUCAUUCUAGAAAUUAUGUCAGGCAUAGCAAAUGUUGCAGUAAGAAGCAUGAGCUGACAAUGACAAAUGGAAAUUUUCAGUAUAUAAGGCAGGGAGAGCUUGGACAAGUGUGCUCUCUCUCGACUCAGAGGCCGUUCACUGCAUCUGCAAAAGGAGGAACUAGCAAGCUAGCUAGGGCAUGGCUUCAUGAAACAUAACCUGUAUUUGCUGGAUAUUUUUCUAUUCCAUAUUAAAAAUAUGGUGGCUGCUAUUUAAUAAAAUGUGGUGGUAGAAACGUCCACCAGUUCACUUGAAUUGAAAGUACCUCUGCUUCCUUCUCAAUUCCAUCUCUUGGUUUUUAGAUUCUGAUCAUGAAAUCUGGAGAUUGUACAUGGAUUUUAAAUGAGUUUUGCUUUAAUGCCAAAAUUGAUACUAAAUGCCUGGUUUGGUUAGUGCCAGAGACUAUUCCCCCUUUCUUUCCCUCUUUUAAAACACUACACAAGUCUACGUUUUUGUGUGGUGAUAUUCACUUGUUUUUUCAGCUUUGUGUUGUGACUCUUAAUGUGAGGUAUACUGGUUUCUAAAGAGAAAGUCUGCAAAUUCUCAAUGCCUUGAAAGGUUAAAUUACUAACUCCACCUAGGCUGGAAAUGCUGGCUGUUGUACUCUGAAAUAGCAGUAGAGCUCCAUUUGUUUAUAAAAGAUGAGAAUGGCUGGAGAGGACCCACCACUCCACCCAAGUAUUCAACCUUUUUGAAUUUCUUUAGCUCCAUUGAUGGAGGUUGGAGGUGGCAAAUAUGUUUACAAAGCAUUUGUUUCUGCAUUUAUCAGCAGCGCUAUCAGCCUAAAAGAUGGUAAUAUAACCAUCUAUAAAGUAACUGCAUACAGGAGUAACUGGCCUACUGGUAGUAGGUCAGGUUGCUUCUUAAGCCACCAGAAAGCAGAGGUCUGAACCAUGAUGCUUAUUUGUCAUUGUUAUAACUGGCUGUCUUUCUCUUGCUGUUUCUCCUCUCCUCUUGAUCAUAGACUUUUGGAGGGAGAGGAGGCAGAGGAAGUGGGGCUGUGCUCCAUUCAUCAACUGCUUUCAAUUUGUAUCUGAAUAAAUAAAGUUAA
Rhineura floridana is the source of this 2983-nucleotide messenger RNA. It is a transcript of the gene ATG4B, whose product is annotated as autophagy related 4B cysteine peptidase. The coding region runs from base 80 to 1261 and encodes 393 amino acids. Gene Ontology annotation, molecular function: protein-phosphatidylethanolamide deconjugating activity. Lineage: Eukaryota; Metazoa; Chordata; Lepidosauria; Squamata; Rhineuridae. The record is from RefSeq and is a predicted model, not a curated record. The transcript has 13 exons.